AGUGACGCAGCCAGGUUUACUAAAGAUGGCGGCGUUGUUUGCGCCUCGCCUAGCCAUGUUUGGCACUUUUUCUUCAAGAAACAUUUUAGUUUUUGCUCUCCAACAGAAGAGUCUCCACAGGGGUGCAAAAUGUGAAAAUGCCUGUAUGAGUGUGGUUCCAGCCAGAGAGAAAAGUACAGCAGUGGCAGCGACCAAACCAGCAUCUGCACCCAGCAGCAAGGGGGAGUAUGUUAUCACCAAGCUCGAUGACCUGAUCAACUGGGCACGCAGGAGCUCUCUGUGGCCUAUGACUUUUGGGCUGGCGUGCUGCGCAGUGGAGAUGAUGCACAUGGCGGCGCCGCGUUAUGAUAUGGAUCGCUUUGGCGUGGUGUUCAGAGCCAGCCCCCGGCAAGCUGAUGUCAUGAUUGUGGCAGGAACGCUGACCAAUAAGAUGGCCCCAGCCCUGCGGAAGGUCUAUGACCAGAUGCCUGAGCCAAGAUACGUCAUUUCUAUGGGAAGUUGUGCCAAUGGAGGAGGCUAUUACCACUACUCAUAUGCUGUCGUCAGAGGCUGUGACCGAAUCGUACCAGUGGACAUAUAUGUUCCGGGUUGCCCUCCCACUGCAGAAGCUCUCCUUUAUGGGGUUUUACAAUUGCAGAGGAAAAUCAAGCGUGAAAAAAGGUUGAGCAUCUGGUAUCGGAAGUGAUUGUGUGUGUGUGUGUGUUUGAGAUGUUAAUGGUGUAUUUCUGGUUUCACUUGGAGCUCUGCAUCUGUAACAGCAGGAGCUAACAUAAAUAAAGUAAUUGUUAUUUACAGAAGUUGA
Thalassophryne amazonica is the source of this 802-nucleotide messenger RNA. It is a transcript of the gene ndufs7, whose product is annotated as NADH:ubiquinone oxidoreductase core subunit S7. Gene Ontology annotation, biological process: electron transport coupled proton transport; mitochondrial respiratory chain complex I assembly; aerobic respiration. The transcript is spliced from 9 exons. NCBI's taxonomy places the organism in Eukaryota, Metazoa, Chordata, Actinopteri, Batrachoidiformes, Batrachoididae. The record is from RefSeq and is a predicted model, not a curated record. Gene Ontology annotation, molecular function: NADH dehydrogenase (ubiquinone) activity; 4 iron, 4 sulfur cluster binding; quinone binding. Bases 26 to 685 code for a protein of 219 amino acids.